UAAAUGGCUCUAUCAAGCAUUAAGCACACGUGGGCCCCAAAUUGCCGUCCACGUGGCCCAAUUUCCACAUGUAAAUCUCCUCUCUUUACAAAAACCCCCUGUCGAACACCUGCUCUCAAACCCCACCGUACCAAAGCCUCGUUCGCUCAAACAAAGAAGAAAAUCCUAAGCUUUCUUGUUUCUUCUUUGUCUUUCAUUCCCUCCAACUUCUCACAAUGCCAACUGCACCCCAGCAACCGAACCGAGCCAGAGUCGUGUGGCGCACCUGCCUAGCCUCCUCCUUCCGCACCGCCCUAGCAUGCACCAUAGUAGGAGCCAUCACCUUGUACGGACCAGCUACCCUCCAACGCCAAGUAGCAUUCCCAGCAUUUUCCUACGUGACUGCCAUCCUUGUCGUGACAGACUCCACGUUGGGUGACACGCUACAUGGUUGCUGGCUGGCGCUCUACGCUUCCGUCCAGAGCCUGGGACCUGCCAUGUUGAGCCUAUGGUUGAUAGGACCAGACAAACUUACGAACGGAACCACCGCUCUUGCGGUGGCUUUAGGAGGGCUGAUAGUGGUGUUGCCCGAGUCGACUCACUUGACAGCCAAGCGAAUAGCGUUGGGCCAAAUUGUUAUAGUUUACGUUGUCGGUUUCAUUAAUGGUGAGCAAACCGAGCCGAUUAUGCAUCCGGUGCAUGUGGCGGCUAGCACUGCGGUUGGGGUGUUGGCAAGCGUUUUGGCCUUAUUGCUUCCCUACCCAAGUUUGGCUUGUUGCGAGGCGAAGAAAAACUGCAAGCUUCUGGCGGAGAACAGUUCAGAGAGGCUAAAGUUUUUCGUGAAGGCACUUUGCGCUGAAGACAAAGCAGCGGCAUCUGCUUCCAUUUCCCAAGCUAAGCUUUUGAGCGCAGAUGCAACCAAACUUCUUCAAAGUAUUAAACGCUUCCAAGGAAGCGUGAAAUGGGAGAAACUUCCUUUCAAGUUUUUGAGACCCUAUUACAUGAACUCAGGGGAGAAAUUGCAAGAUAUAGAGAUGGCUUUAAGAGGAAUGGAAAUUGCUUUGGAGAGUACUCAUUCAUUUCCGGGGAGAUUAAUGUUGGAUGGAGAUAUCAAAGAAGGCCUGCUUAGGCUGGGAGACCACAUUAGCUCAACCAUAAAACAGGCUAAGAGUUUCUUGCCUGGUGAUUCCUUAACUGUUCCAGAAUCAAAUGCUGAAGACAUUCUGAAGUUCCUCCAAACGCUUCAGAAAAUCCCACCAACCCACCAGGAUUUACCCUCUUUUUUCUUCUUAUUUUGUAUGAAACUCCUUCAUAGUAAGCCGUUACCGAAACCAACGACUAAAAAUCCGGUUCAGAAAAAUGGAAAUAGGUUCUCCUUCAAAGAGGUUUGGAACAGCUGCGGCCUUAAGAGCAAAAGGGUCAUGGCAGCUUUCAAGUUCUCACUUUCAUUAGGAUUUGCAGUUCUAUUUGGGUUGAUAUACAAUAAGCCCGAUGGUUACUGGUCAGGACUCUCGGUUGCUAUCAGCUUUGCCGCAGCAAGAGAGGCGACAUUUAAAGUUGCAAACAUUAAAGCACAGGGGACAGUUUUGGGGACUGUAUAUGGAGUUAUAGGUUGCUUCCUUUUUGAAAGGUUCUUGCCAAUCAGGUUUUUGUCUCUGAUUCCUUGGUUCCUCUUUACAAGUUUCCUAAGGCAAAGCAAGAUGUAUGGUCAGGCUGGUGGAAUAUCUGCUGUCAUUGGUGCCGUACUGAUAUUGGGAAGGAAAAAUUUUGGUCCCCCAAGUGAAUUCGCCAUAGCAAGAAUCAUUGAAACAUUCAUUGGAUUAUCUUGUUCAAUUGUGGUAGACAUUCUUUUCCAACCCACAAGAGCUUCAACUUUGGCUAAAAUUGAGCUCUCUAAAAGUUUGGAGACGUUGCAUGUAUGUAUUGGCUCCGUGUCUCUCCAAGUCAGCGAAGCCAGCCUGGUAGAGAAUCAAAAGAAGUUGAAAAUUCAUGUAAAUCAUCUAGGAAAAUUCAUUGGAGAAGCUGAGGUGGAGCCCAAUUUCUGGUUUUUGCCUUUUCAUAAUGCUUCCUAUGGUAAGCUUUUGGAGUCUCUGUCAAAAAUGGUGGAUCUCUUGCUUUUCGGUGCUCAUGCAAUAGGAUUUCUCGAACAAGAGUCACAAAAACUUCAAACUUCUUGGAAGGAAGCUGUAAAUAGACUAGAAGGUGACCUUAAACUCUUCAAUGACUCAGUUGGAUCUUUAAUAAAAUACCUUGGGAAGAUAUCGUUGAUCAAAUCACUCCCAAUACUUGACAAGGAACUUGAAAAGAACAACAUUUCUCAUGAUCUUGAGAUGGGAAAAUCACCAUGUCCGAAUUUUUUUAGGGUUUCUGGUUCAGACGAUGAAGAUGAUGAGAUGGACAAGAUUUUGAAUUCAUUUCUUCAACAUUCGAAAGAAGUUGUUGAUAUUAUCCAUGGCAUUGAAGGUGAAAAGGAGAUUAAGAGCCAGAUACUUUUAAGUUUGAGUGCCCUGGGGUAUUGCAUGAAAAGUUUAAUAAGAGAAACCAGACAGAUUGAGGAGGGAAUAAGGGAACUUGUUCAGUGGGAGAAUCCUUCAAGCCUUGUUAACUUGCAUGAAAUCUCAUGUAAAAUACAUUAUUCCACAAAGUUGUCGAAUGUAUAUGAUCCUCGAGGAAAUGGGCGGAAAAUUGGACAAAUGUUGCUUGAAAAAAAAGAAAUACUAAAAACCCAUUCUUCUAUAAUAAUGGUGGUGGAAAAUGAUGUGGAUGGAUAA
Molecule: messenger RNA, 2750 nt
Organism: Durio zibethinus
Lineage: Eukaryota; Viridiplantae; Streptophyta; Magnoliopsida; Malvales; Malvaceae
Cellular component (GO): plasma membrane
Source: RefSeq, a predicted model, not a curated record